AUGAAGUUACUCAUACCAGCUCUCGCAAUAUCGACGUGGGCCGCCAUCGGCAGCGCCCUUCGAAUCCCUUCCACUUCCAGCAGCGGCAGCGACCUUGGCCAUAUUGCGACCAUCGACGAGCUCAAGCCUGGGCUGCACUCCCCUCGCCAUUUUAAUCGGCUAGAGCAGCGGAACGAUCCAGAAUUUGUUGAGGAGUUCAACGUUCAAACGAGCACUCCGGAACUAUUCAGCAGUCUCAUCGAGCGACUGCGCCGCAGGGUUCAGGACCGUGAUACUCUCUCUCAUAGCCUACCGGUUCUCCCUCCUCAACAGAAUCCGCCCAAUAGAUGGUUCGACCUAGUACUACGUACACAAUCUCAGGCUAUGAGGUUUAGGAUCCGAAUGGACAACCUCUACCUGGAUGGCUAUCGAGCCGAGGCCUCUGAUCACUGGUACGAAUUUAAUCCGGACCCUGGUCAGCCACAACUCAUCCCCGGAUCCGCGCUCUUGGGGUUUCGGGGUGGCUACCCCGCCUUGGAGGCUGCUGCUGCUGAGGGCCACUCAAGAACUACCAUCCCGCUCGGCCGGCAGCAACUUAUCAAUGCUGUAAACAGCCUUGCGCGCUCACGUGAUGAUGAUCACAGCACCAGAGCGCGUGGAUUGAUUGUCGUUAUUCAGAUGAUUUCUGAAGCCAUGAGAUUUACAAGAAUAACUACUUAUAUUUCCGAUGCCUACCUAGAAGGCAUUAUACCGGACGGCAAUAUCACUGGGCUUGAAAACGGCUGGGGACGGGUUUCUGCCGCAUUGCUCCAUCACGACCAGAAUCCCGAGACUUUUCGGCUUCCUCAGCCUAACCCCAUGCACAUCGGAGGGGUGGCAGACGCAAUCGCUGUGCUCGGCAUGUUGCUACGUUACAACAUUAACGGUGGUUCUAGGCCUCGGCGCCAGGUCCAGGCAUUGAUUCCCGAAGGCCGCCCGUUGGUAGAGAUCCUCUGGGUGGUCAUUGACAACAUCGAUCAGGAGAACCCGGGCGAUCUCUACGGCACCAUUACAGCUACCGACAGCGUGGGCACGCAAGACAUCUACAAUAUCGACAAGGCGAACCCCCAGUCUAUCCGCCCGCGCGACCCAGUCGCGCUCUCUGGCCCAUCUCGGGCAAUCUCGGCCGCUGACAGCUUCCUUAUCGACCUAAAUCUUAUGGACCAUGACUCCGACCCAUCCCCCGAGGACGAGGUCAGCCGAGGUCAGAUUGACUGGAACUACUACAGUACGGGCAAUUUAUACGACACGCCAAUCCAUACCGCAAUCAAGGGCAAAUACGGCCAGGCAACGGUGAAUUAUAUUGUGAUGAGUAACGCCGCAGAAGCCGUCGUGGAGGUCGUUCUGAUCAAUGGGGACAACGAGAACCCAGCCGACAUUUUUGGGACACUCAAAGUAACGAGCAGAUUUGUCUCGCGCGAGCUUUUCAAUAAGGCACAGAAGGAUAGCAUAAGUGUGCGCCCGGGAGAGUCUAUCCCUCUGUCGAGGGCCGUGAUGGCCGUGCCACUAGACGAUACGCUCGUGGUUCGCGCGGAUCUUUGGGACUACGAUCCCGUCAGCAAUGAUGAGGUAGCGAAGGGGGUCGCUUCGCUACGCCCUCAAGUGCUGCACUCGACUAAGGAGAGAAUUAGAGGACAAUAUGGCGAGGUCGAAGUCAGGGUCACCUGGUCUUGA
Messenger RNA from Purpureocillium takamizusanense, 1692 nucleotides. RefSeq lists its product as uncharacterized. Lineage: Eukaryota; Fungi; Ascomycota; Sordariomycetes; Hypocreales; Ophiocordycipitaceae. The coding region runs from base 1 to 1692 and encodes 563 amino acids. Gene Ontology annotation, biological process: negative regulation of translation. The record is from RefSeq and is a predicted model, not a curated record. Gene Ontology annotation, molecular function: rRNA N-glycosylase activity. The transcript has a single exon.